AGACCAAUAAAGAUUCAUUUCACAACGUUAGUUGAUAAACCGGGUAUAAUCACGGUGAAACGUCAAACAGAAAAAUAAAAUGUCAAGAAACGAUGGCAAAAAAGAUUCAUCAGCAUCGACAUUUCGAAAAAUCGAUGUUGAUCAAUAUAGUGAUAAUAAUUUCAGAGAAGAAGAUGCUGAUGGAGGCAUAGGAGGACCUACAGGUCCAGAUGAAAAUGAAAUUUUAACACUUCUUAGCCAGGGUAAGAAUGCCGAAGCUUUAAUAUCAGUAUUGAGAUCUGCACCACUUGGAUGCAAAAAUCAACAAGUAAAGGACAAUGCUCGGAAUUUAACACUAAAAGUUCUUCUAAGUAUAAAAUCUACUCAAAUAGAUGAUUGUUUAACACAAUUAGAUCGUGACAUGCUGGAUGUUUUAAUGAAAUAUAUUUAUCGAGGAUUUGAAAUUCCAACAGAAGGUAGCAGUAGUCAUUUAUUAACUUGGCACGAAAAGGUAUAUAAUAUCAGUGGUGUUGGCAGUAUUGUUCGGGCAUUUGCAGAUAGCAAACGUGCUUAAAAAAAUUUGUACAUUUUUCAAUGAUAUUCAUUACAAUAACUACUAUUAAUCCUUACUGUUAUUCAGUGUCAUUGUUAAUACAAUGAAGGAUGUAGAUAGAGGACAUAGAUUCCAAAUGAAAAAUAUAACAUAUUGGUGUACAUUUGUUAUCAAUAAAGUAAUUUUUAUUUCUUA
Apis mellifera (honey bee) is the source of this 727-nucleotide messenger RNA. RefSeq names its product actin-related protein 2/3 complex subunit 5 (gene Arpc5). Gene Ontology annotation, cellular component: cytoplasm; Arp2/3 protein complex; actin cytoskeleton. Gene Ontology annotation, biological process: regulation of actin filament polymerization; Arp2/3 complex-mediated actin nucleation; cell migration. Bases 80 to 553 code for a protein of 157 amino acids. Gene Ontology annotation, molecular function: actin filament binding. The record is from RefSeq and is a predicted model, not a curated record. NCBI's taxonomy places the organism in Eukaryota, Metazoa, Arthropoda, Insecta, Hymenoptera, Apidae. The transcript has 3 exons.